UUGGUGCAGCGUUUCAGCUCUUGCUUUAUGAUUAUUCCUGCUUUGUGCGACAGUUUGAUCCCAAUAUUCACCGGAAGAACGAGUCCUACCGCCACCUAGUGGUCGUCACGCGGAACUGUCGCUCUGCUCGUCACGGGUGGAGGAGGCCACGCGCCACCGGCUCUGAUGCUGAUGCUGAUGAUCCUGAGGAAACAGAGCAGCCUCUUCUCCGUCACACCGACUCUGUGGAAGCCGUCUGUCAUUGUUGCGUAGUACAGUGUCGGCGUAAGGAUGACGUCAUCUGAAAAUGCUGCGUCACGUGAAGCGUGUGAGGCGCCUCUUUCCACUUCGGGGGCUGGAGCUCUGAGGGUUGUUCUGCUGGGGAGGACAGGAACGGGCAGAAGCUCCUCGGGCAACACCAUCCUGGGCCGGCCGGCCUUCGCGGCCGACGCCUCCCCCUGUUCUGUGACCUCACACUGCACGAGGCAGACGGGGACGGUGGGCGGGCGCAGCGUCUGCGUGGUGGACACGCCCGGCCUCUUCCACACCCAGCUGGCUCAGCAGGAGGUCAUGGCGGAGGUGGGCCGGUGCGUGGAGCUGUGCGCUCCGGGGCCGCACGCCUUCCUGCUGACCCUGCAGCCGGGCAGGUUCACCCCCGAGGAGAGAGACGCCCUGCAGUGGAUCAAGGCUGUGUUUGGGCCGGGAGCCGCCAGGUUCACUCUGGUGCUGUUCACCUGGGGAGACCAGCUGCAGGGAAAAGGCAUCGACGCCUUCCUGCAGGAGAGCAAGGAGCUGUCGGAGCUCGUCAGCAGCUCCCAGGGAGGAUAUCACAUCCUGGAUAACCGUAACCAGGAGCCGGGUCAAGUUACGGAGCUACUGCAGAAAGUGGAAAAGAUUGUGGUGGACAGUGGAGGAGGUUGCUAUAGCAACGAGAUGUUUAAGGAGGCUGAGCGGGCCAUAAAUGAGGCACAGGAGAAAAUCCUGAAAGAAGCAGGACACGAGCUGGAGUCCCCUCAUAGGAGUCAAGACAAAGAGGGGUCAUCAGAGAGGAGGAGGAGGGAGGAGGAGGAGGAGGAGGAGGAGGCCAGGAGGAGGAUGGAGAGGCUGUUCUGGUGCGAGCUGGCGACGGCGCUGGGCAAAGGUGCCGCAGAAGGAGCCGGGAUCGUGGGCAAAGACAAAGGGAAGGGCAAAGUGGUGAAGAAGGCCGCAGCUCUGGCAGCAACGCCGCUCUCCAUCAGCUCGGCUGCAAAGGUGGUGGGAGGAGCAGUGAGGGAGGGAGGCAAGGUGUUGUACAAACACAGGAAGACGUUCCUGCGCUGAGACGCGUUCGACCCAAACACAAAGACACCAGGAAGUAAAAAGCGUCACUCACGUCUUCCACUGUUGCGUCAGGAAAAGCUUUAUCUUCAUUCAUCAGCGUUAAGUAAGCGUGUGUGUGUGUGUGUGUGUGUGUGUGUGUGUGUGUGUGUUGGAAGGUCAACAUUGCACCCAGUUGAAAAGAUGACAAAAGACACAGCCACACCUUUGAGUUGAGCUCAUUAUAAUAAAGGUUACGUCAGUAAAAUGAUAAAA
Betta splendens (Siamese fighting fish) is the source of this 1551-nucleotide messenger RNA. Its product is annotated as GTPase IMAP family member 4-like. The coding region runs from base 271 to 1299 and encodes 342 amino acids. The record is from RefSeq and is a predicted model, not a curated record. Gene Ontology annotation, molecular function: GTP binding. Lineage: Eukaryota; Metazoa; Chordata; Actinopteri; Anabantiformes; Osphronemidae. The transcript is spliced from 2 exons.